Molecule: messenger RNA, 743 nt
Organism: Motacilla alba alba
Lineage: Eukaryota; Metazoa; Chordata; Aves; Passeriformes; Motacillidae
Gene: SMKR1
Product: small lysine rich protein 1
Exons: 3
Coding region: 1-306 (101 amino acids)
Source: RefSeq, a predicted model, not a curated record
AUGGCUUUAGAGGUUCUCAGGGCCUGCAGAGCAAACGGGGACUGGGUGAAAGCCCUGCAGGCCCUGCAAUGUGCUGGAAGCUCUCCCUGGAGCCUUCUCCAGGCCCGCAAAGCUGCAAAACCCAAGGGUGGCAAAGGCAAAAGGUCCAAAAAGGGCACAAAGAAGGAUGUGAAAGAAGUGGAUCUCUUCAGCCCAGCUGCCAUGCUCAACGCUUACUACAUCUCUCACAACGCUGCUGCCUUCCUGGAAUUCCGGGGCCAUCCCUGGCCUGGCUCUCUCAAAAAGAAGGGGAAGAAAAAGAAGUGAGAACCAAACUCGCUGGUGAAGACUCUGCUGUGAUUAAACCACCCUGCCCUCGGCAGUGCUCAGCUCAAAUGCCAGUGUCCCCUGCCACUUUUCUCGGUCCCUGCUGUGUCUGUACAAAGACACUUUGAUUGCAGCUCACGCACAGUGACAAGUGGCAGGGGACACUGUGCCAUUGUCACUUCAGCCGUGGCCCUUCACCCUGCUGGUCUGCGUGGCGCGGAGCACUGUGCCUCCAGGGGCUGGGCUGUGCUGGGGCUGGAUUCACCCACCCCGUGCCACUCCUUAGGGAUGGGAUGAGUCCCGAGACCUCCUUGAGCUCAGGAAGGACUGACAGAGCCAGUGGUGUGAGGAGAGGCUGAGGGAGCUGGGCAGGGGCUCAGCCUGGAGCAGAGGAGGCUCAGGGGGACCUUGUGGCUCUGCACAAGUCCCUGCCAGGA